Molecule: messenger RNA, 3642 nt
Organism: Tyto alba (common barn owl)
Lineage: Eukaryota; Metazoa; Chordata; Aves; Strigiformes; Tytonidae
Gene: IFNAR1
Product: interferon alpha and beta receptor subunit 1
Exons: 12
Coding region: 1-2187 (728 amino acids)
Molecular function (GO): protein binding
Source: RefSeq, a predicted model, not a curated record
AUGGCCUUUAUUGACACUUACAGGCUGGGACGGAAUAGCGGUGACCACACAGCAAGGGCAGAAGGGAGGAAAACGCGAUCGCUGCGAAGAGGGCGCGUGAGGCUUGCACAACCACGAUCCCCUGCCCCGCAGGGCAGCAGUCCUACCGGCCCUGCAAGAGCCAGAGCACCGAGCACCCGCCCCGUCAGCAACAGGCCGACAGCCGACACCGACCGCAAAGUUAAUAUUGGUCCGCAGCCGGCAACGCAGCGGCUGCCGCGCGCCGAUAAGAACGCCGAGCUGCGCCUAGCGCAGCGAAAGCCAGGGCCGCUCCCGCCCGCGCACCGGGGCUCGGCCUCGCCGGCGCCGGCACCUCCGGGCCCGACUCACUGCGAGGCCGCCGCCCUCUUCCGCCCCGCCCACGCCCGGCCGCCCGCGCAUGCGCAGCCGCUCGGGGCUUCCGGUAAUGGGGAAGGUGCUGAUGGUGCGGCGGGGCGGGCGGGUGGCGGAGCGGCGGCGAUGAUGAUGAUGGCGGCGGCGGCGGCGUCGUUGGUGUCCUGCCUCCUGGCCGCGCUGCCCUUACGCUGCGCAGGCCAAACUAAUCUGAAGAGUCCAGAGGAUAUUCAGGUCUAUGUUGUAAAUUCAAAUUUUACUCUAAGGUGGAACUACACUGGGAAGGAUACCAAUGUGACAUUUUCAGCAGAAUUCCGGUGGUUUGAAGAUUCUGAGACAAGUAAAGCAGAAUGGAAAGAGUUGCCUGGUUGUCAAAAAGUUACUCUGACGGAAUGUGACUUUUCCUCAGCAAUAACCAAAUACUAUGAUACACAUCAUGUGCGUAUAAGGACUGAAAGAAGGGAAGAAGUGUCUCCAUGGUCUAGUGUUUUUGAAAUGAUUCCGUAUUGGAUAGCUCAGAUCGGUCCCCCAGGAAUGGAGUUGCAGUCUACAAACGGAGUCAUAAAAAUCAGUGUUUUUCCUCCAGAAGGAGAAAUAUGGAUAAAUCCUCUAAAUUUUAAAUAUAAUCUAGUUAUCUGGGAAAAUUCAUCAAAUGCAGAAUUCAGAAGUCAAAGUAUUUUUCCCACUGACAUAAUUGAUGAUCUUGUGCCAGGCACUACCUACUGUUUGAAAGUUCAAGCAACUAUUCUUUUGGACUUCAAAGAAGGCUUAUUCAGUCCCAUUCAUUGUGUAAAAACUACCCGUAAAGUGAGUGACCCACUCUGUGCAACAAAUGUGAGAAUUCUUGCUUUGAAUAUGAAAUUUCAUCUGCGUUGGAAUAAUCAGUAUAAAAAACAUGUGAGCUACAAUGUACAGUAUCUCACUGGGUAUCUAAAGCAAUUUCCUGGUGAUUAUUCAGUGAAGUGGCUCAAUAUACCCAGAUGUGAAAAUAUCACUGAUACACAAUGUAAUCUCUCAUCUAUUGUCACUGCUACUUCUGGAUUAUAUUAUUUCCGUGUACAGGCCAUGAGUGAAUAUAAUAGAUCAUGUUUGUCUGACGAAGUAAAAGUAGAUCCUCUGAUAACAAAUGAAAUCGGCCCUCCUGCUGUAAAGGUGGACAUCAGUGAUGUUUUGCUCCAUAUCCAGAUUUUUCCUCCAGGAGGAUCUGAGAGUGAGGUCAUGAGGGACAAUUAUGACUUGUCUUACCGGGUUCUGUAUUGGAAGAAUUCAUCAGAUAACGAGGAGAAAAUAAAAAUUAAAGAGAUAAAACAGACAAUAGGGACAGUCUCUGAUCUAGCACCCUCAACUUUAUACUGUGUAAAAGUACAAGCAUUCUCAGAAAUUUACAACAAAAGCAGUCCAUACAGCAAAGAGGAAUGCAUCAAAACACCUGGAGAUAAAAUAUUACCUCUGAUCAUUUUAGCAACAUUUGUAACUGCCCUGGUUGCUGUCUGUCUUGUGGCUACAGCACUUGUUUUUGCCCUGUAUCAAGCCUACAAUAAAAUCAAAUAUGUGUUCUUUCCAUCAUGCCAGCCUCCUUUGAACAUAGAGGGUUUUGGAGGACAGCUCUUUAGCAGUCCUUAUCUGUCAACUACAGAAGAACUGAUAGAGAAUUGUUAUGUAAUUGAGACUGUCAUCACAGAAGUAAAUCAAGUUGAUUUUAAAGACUACAAGCAUUCUAAAGAGAGCAGUCGAGAUUCAGGAAAUUAUUCUAACGAUGACGAUACUUCAGGGAGCAAAGUGUCAGAAGAAAUGUUAGAAAAUGAAAUAGUGUAACUUUUAAGAAAAUAAAAUUCAUACAUGGGACUGGAAGCAUAAUAAACACUUAAAACUUUUUUUAUUAUGAAAGUCGCAGCCUAAGGAAGACAGUCUGGCUUUGGGAUCUUUAUCUUCAGGUUUCCAAAUCUGCACUUUGUUAGUGGGAAUUUGCAUACCCUGUCUGCUGCAAGCUGACUGACGUCAAAACACAGUUGACUCCUCGUACCUUAACACCAUUGUGAUUGACUUUUCAUCAUGUGAUAGAAAGAAUACCAUCUGCAUAAAGAGGAGCAGAUCUGUACACUUUAUAUACUUGAACCUGAUAACCUCAAUGAAAGCCUACUCUGUUUCAGAAGAAUUCCUUGCUACCUUAGAGGUUUUGAAUGCCAGUGUGUACUGUGACAGAAGCCUUAAAUUCCAGUGUUGAGUGUUAUGAUGUUUACACAGGCAGAAGGAAAUUGCCUGAUGCAAUUAAAGAACUUUUCUGUCAUUCUCUUCGAGCCCUCUCAGGGACAGUGCUUUUUGGCUCAGCAGGUCUGGAGCAAAAGAUCCAAAGAGACCAACGCUGAGGUGGCGGCUCUGAGCCUCCUUGCAGAAUUCCUUGUGGCCGUGGCUGUGGGAUCUGCCCAGUGCCCGCUUGCUUGUUCGUGUCUCUGUGUCUCUGCAUCAGGAUGCUCUUCUCCCACAGGACUCGGUAAUCUGGGCAAGUACGGGGAGGGGAAAAGGCAGGAAGGAGGUUCACUUCACUUUACUAUAAAGAAAAAUUGCGUAGCAGAAGCUCUUUGUAAAUAGAGCUUGAAUCAAAUUGUUUUGCACUGCAUUUAGUAUAAAAAGCAACAAAUGUCCCAGCCAAAUGUACACUGCAAGAAGAAACUAAAUAAUACUGUUACUUUAAUGUCAUGUUUAAAGCAUAAUCUUGAUUAUUUUUUUCCCAUGGCUAGAUAACCAGAAGUGUAAAAUACUUACUUGUAAUUGAAUUGUGUUUAGAAAUGUGAAUCUCUUUUAUCAAGGAAGAAACUUAUUUCUGUAAUUAGAAGGACCCAGGAUGAAUUUAGAAAAUGCCUUUUAACAAACGGUAGGGAUGCCUGUUAUUCAGAGCUUUCUCAGCUGCUUCAUUUUGCCAACAGACUUCUCUUUGUACAAAUUAUAAGGAUAUGCUGCAAUAAUGUCUCUAUUUGCAUACCACUUUCUUAUGAAGUAAUUUUUAAAAGUAGCUUAUUUUUUAUGAAGAAAUUGAUCUAGAGUAAACCGGAUUUGAGCUUCAUGUGGACAGCUGUUUAUUGUAACAAGUAACUGUUGGUGUUAUAUAUAUAUAUUUUUUUUUUAUUUUGAAGAUGUGAUCUAAUUUUAUAAAUUUUAUGUCCCUGUGUUCAUUGAAGAACAUAAUAAAUUUUGCACAUUUACUACUUUAUCCCUUUUUUCAUUGCAUGUAUUUUUGAUGUAGUAACAUUGAAGCUAUACCAUGGAUACUUA